Messenger RNA from Oncorhynchus keta (chum salmon), 1754 nucleotides. Its product is annotated as claudin-10-like. The transcript has 5 exons. Bases 268 to 1254 code for a protein of 328 amino acids. Gene Ontology annotation, cellular component: bicellular tight junction; plasma membrane. Gene Ontology annotation, biological process: bicellular tight junction assembly; cell adhesion. Gene Ontology annotation, molecular function: structural molecule activity. The record is from RefSeq and is a predicted model, not a curated record. Lineage: Eukaryota; Metazoa; Chordata; Actinopteri; Salmoniformes; Salmonidae.
AUGACUGUCUCCUUAGUCGUACUGAGCCCUGCUAGCAGGUUGUAUGACUGGGAUGAGCAGGUUUCUUCUACAGCACAGCAGGAGACGCGGGCUCCACUGGACGGUGGCUCCACCAAGGAGACACACCAUCGUAUAGACGAGGGAAAAAGGAAUCGCCAAUAAGUCAGAUCUCGAAAAAAGAAACGCAACAGAGACGGUCACAAUAAGACAACUUGAGGGUUAUCUAGAUAUAGAGCAUAUAGACUGACUCCACACCGGAGUAUCAGGAUGAAAAUCCGCGUGAUGCAGAUCUGGGGCUUCCUGAUGACAGUGAUGGGCUGGAUCUUUGUGGCAUGCACCAUGGCCAUGGAGGGCUGGAAGGUCACGUCCAUCGGGGGCAUGGGCGGCUCGGCUGUCAUCAAGGUGGCCUGGUACUGGUCUAACCUGUGGAAGGCCUGCUUCACCGACUCCACUUCUGUCACCAACUGCCAAGACUUCCCUGUGCUCUGGUCCGUGGACAACCACAUCCAGAUUGUGAGGGGCCUGCUGAUGGGUGCUCUGGCUGUGGGGAUGCUGGGGUUCGUACUCAGUCUCAUUGGGAUGGAGUGCACCUUCCUCGGGGGCAAGGACAAGUCGAAGUAUAGGAAGCUCUUCACUGGAGGAAUCUUUCACAUCAUCAGCGGCUUUCUGGCUGCGUCGGGAUAUGCUGUCUACGCAAAAUACGUCUCCGGGGAAUACUUCAACCCCUAUUUUGACGGAUUAAAGUUUGACCUGGGGACUCCUCUGUUUCUUGGCUGGGUGGGAUCAGCUUUCCAUAUGACCGGGGGUUGGUUCUACUUGGUCUCUGUGUGCAAACUGCUCUGUGGGGAUGAGAGCAAAACCAUAAUCAUCCCUGAACUUCCCGAGGUUGAGAGCGACCAGGCCAAGUCCACCACACCACAGUCCCCAGUAUCCCAGAUCACCUCAAAGAUCAAGGUUUCAUCUGCAUCUAAGAUCUCUUCCAAAGCUGCACACUCAGAUGUGUCUGCCAUCUCCUCAAGGUCCGGUCAGUCCGGUCGCGCGUCCAAAUCAGAGCGGUCUGGGCGGUCCUCAAACUCGGUGCAGUCCUCGAAUUCUGGCGAUGGGUCUUUGACGUCUGGUCGUUCAUCGAGGUCGAGGUCUCGUGGGUCAGUGCACUCUGAGGUGAGCAGCGGCAGCAGUGCUACAGUGUCCUCUUUAUCCAGUGGGUCAGGGAGGAGCGAGAGAGAACCGUUUAUCAAAAACUCCUACAUAUGACCUGGUUCUGUUCAAGUAUGUGUGAUUUUGACCGGAUUGAACUGAAGUAACAAUUGUAUAUACUGUAUAUGAUGAUUAGGGCUGUCAGAGUUAAUCCGUUAACUUUAUGGAAUUUUAGUGAACUCCUGUUUUGUAAAUGGGGAUUAAUCUCAUUGUCUGAAAGCUUUCAAAAUACAGUGAGAAUAUUCAAAAUACAUCAUUUACACAGCUAAAAAAACAAACUAUUCAAUGUCAAAACACGUUAACAAUGAGGUUAAAUUAAGUGUGUUUAUCAAUUUACCUGAUUUGCUAACCGUUGCUUUGGACAACUCAAUUUGAGCAAAUUCUGAAUUUGCGAUGAAUCACAACAAAUCCUUUGAUUAACUCGAUUAAAUGUUUGAAUCGUAUGACAGCCCAACGAUGAUCCAAUUGUGAAUCUGUAUGUGGGGGAAUGUCUCUGUAUCUAAGGGCCUUUUAUCCUGGGUGUGUUUCACUAUCAUUAAAUAAAAUGCUUCAUCACA